GAAUCCAUCAGGAUACAAGAUCAUGGAGAUGGUUCCAUUUCCUCAGAAACUGAAGACACUGAGAAGGAUGAAAAGGCCGACAUUAACAAACCUUUUAGCUUCCCUGAGUUUGCUGAACAAUUUGUUCACCGUGGCUUUCUUCAUAAAGACAUAAUAAAUUCAGAAAUAGGAUCUUUAAGCUCGCUGGAUAGGAAGAACUGUUUCACAGAGAAGAAAAACGUGGAAUCGCCAAAGAAAGUCCAGAAAGGAGUGAAGUUUAGCUGUGAAGACUGUGGUAAAACCUUUAUUGGAAAAGGACCUUUAAACACACACAUGAGAAUCCACACUGGACAGAAACCCUUCUGUUGUGAUCUAUGUGGACAAAGAUUUAACCAAAAAGGACAUUUAAACACACACAUUAGAAUCCACACUGGACAGAAACCUUUCUGUUGUGAUCUUUGUGGAAAAAGAUUUAGCCUAAAAGGACAUUUAAACACACACAUGAGAAUCCACUCUGGGCAGAAACCUUUCUGUUGUGAUCUAUGUGGACAAAGAUUUAACCAAACAGGACAUUUAAACAGACACAUGAGCAUCCACACUGGACAGAAACCUUUCUGUUGUGAUCUAUGUGGAAAAAGAUUUAGCCUAAAAGGACCUUUAAACAGACACAUGAGAAUCCACACUGGACAGAAACCUUUCUGUUGCGAUCUAUGUGGAAAAAGAUUUAGCCAUAAAUCAAGUUUAAACACACACAUGAGAAUCCACACUGGUCAGAAACCUUUCUGUUGUGAUCUAUGUGGACACAGAUUUACUGAAAAAGGAAGUUUAAACAGACACAUGAGAAUCCACACUGGACAGAAACCUUUCUGUUGUGAUCUAUGUGGAAAAAGAUUUAGCCAUAAAUCAAGUUUAAACACACACAUGAGAAUCCACACUGGUCAGAAACCUUUCUGUUGUGAUCUAUGUGGACAAAGAUUUACUGAAAAGGGAGGUUUAAACACACACAUGAGAAUCCACACUGGACAGAAACCUUUCUGUUGUGAUCUAUGUGGACAAAGAUUUACUGAAAAAGGAGGUUUAAACACACACAUGAGAAUCCACACUGGACAGAAACCUUUCUGUUGUGAUCUAUGUGGACAAAUAUUUAGCCGAAAAGGAGGUUUAAACACACACAUGAGCAUCCACUCUGGACAGAAACCUUUCUGUUACGGAGUUGCGGGCCCUCCAGAUGGCAGACCUCGAUCUAGACUCCCGUUCUCCUCCAACAGCAGGCCAACCAGCAGCGGGCCAACCAGCAGCGGGCCAACCAACAGCGGGCCAACCAGCAGCGGGCCAACCAGCAAAUCCGCCCACAAGUCAGCCAGGACAACUCGCCAGUCCGCUUCAGUAUCAGCCCCACAAAUCAACGUGGUUCUUUUCCUUGAGGACAAGGCCGGGGACGCCGGGGCAGAGGUCGGGGAAGGUCACAGUGGUCCCGCUCCAAUGCUUGCCAUAAAUGUGGAAAGUUGGGACACUGGAGGAAUGAAUGUCCAGAGAAACUGCAGCAGCCGGACACCGACGGUGAAAGCUGCCUUACCCCAGUAG
This is a messenger RNA of Girardinichthys multiradiatus, 1563 nucleotides long. RefSeq names its product gastrula zinc finger protein XlCGF57.1-like. The record is from RefSeq and is a predicted model, not a curated record. Gene Ontology annotation, biological process: regulation of transcription by RNA polymerase II. The annotation marks the transcript as partial. The transcript has 4 exons. Lineage: Eukaryota; Metazoa; Chordata; Actinopteri; Cyprinodontiformes; Goodeidae. Gene Ontology annotation, molecular function: DNA-binding transcription factor activity; RNA polymerase II cis-regulatory region sequence-specific DNA binding.